GGUCACUAUUAUACCUUUGGAUAAUAUGGAAUAGUACUCGCUUCUUUUAUACUAUGUUAAGUUCACCGGGUAGGCACACUGCUCCGGAUAGCGUGCGCAUAACCCGCGAGCACACCCCCGGGGACCUUUACUCACUUCUUUACUCUGCAGCCUAAUGUGCUCGUCAGGUCAGACCUCGCUCCCUCCCGAGGAACCCGUUUUUCUCUCAGUAGAGCUUGGCGAUCUCGUACUCGUCGUCGGCGAUGUGCCGCCUGCGAACCUCGUCCGAGUCCUCGCGGCGGCGGUCCGCGUCGCGCGCGAGGCUCGCGGCGAAGCGCGCGGCCUCGGCGUCGGACAUCGCGUAGGGCGAGUACUCGUCCGAGGGAAACGCGCCGGUCCGCACCGCGUCCCUGAACGCCGCGAGGCCGCGGCGCGACUCCUUCCCCACCUCCGCGAAGACGCGGCAGAACCGGGGCACGUGGCUCGCAUGGUGCGGGUGCGCCAGCGACCCCAGGAGGUCCGAGUACACCAGGACCUGGCCGUCGCAGCCGGGGCCGGCGCCGAUGCCCACGCACGGCACGGCGAGCGCCCGCGAGAGCGCGGCGCCGACGGUCGCCGGCACGCACUCGGCGACGACGGCGAACGCGCCCGCCCGCUCCAGCGCGAGGGCCUCGUCGACGAGGCGCCGCGCCCGCCGCGCCGUGCGGCCCUGCGCGCGGAAGCCGCCCGUCACGGCGACGGCCUGGGGCGUCAGGCCCACGUGGCCCAUCACGGCGACGCCCGCGUCGACGAGCGUCUCCACGGUCGCGGCGACGCGCGGGGAGCCGCCCUCGACCUUGACGCCGUCGGCGCCGCCCUCCUUGACAGCGCGGUGCGCCGCGCGCAGCGCGACCGCUGGCGACUCCUCGUAGGCGCCGAACGGCAGGUCCAUCACGAGCAGCGGCGCGUCGCCGACCGCCCCCAGGCCGCGGCGCGCGGCGCGGCAGUGGUGCAGCAUCUCGUCGAGCGUCACGGGCCGCGUGUCGGCGUAGCCCAGCGCGACCAUGCCGAGCGAGUCGCCGCAGAGCGCCACGUCGACGCCGGCGGCGCCGACGUGCGCGGCCGACGGGUAGUCAUGCGCCGUCACCAUGCAGAUCUUCUCGCCGAGGCGCUUCAUGCGCAGCAGGCCCAUGGCCGUGACCUUGCGCCGCGCCGCCGCGGUCUCACCCGAGAGCGCGCGGACGGGCGCGGCCGCCGCGCGCCGCAUGGCCGCGCCAGCCCCUGUGGCUCAGCACCCUGUGGCUCCGAGUGCGCUCCCCAAAGGUUACUGGUACCGUAG
Pelagomonas calceolata is the source of this 1297-nucleotide messenger RNA. The record is from the annotation of a GenBank genome assembly. NCBI's taxonomy places the organism in Eukaryota, Pelagophyceae, Pelagomonadales, Pelagomonadaceae.